GGUGGAGUUUGUAAGCGGGGCGGUGCUUCUCAGCGGCAAAGAAACAACCAAGUCGUCUCGUGCGUUGAUAUUUUUCAUCUGUUUUGGGGAGACACAUAAAAGGACAACUCUACAUUUAUAUUUAAGUCGAAGUCGUUACGUCUGUUUACCUUUUUUACAUUUUUGACGGUAAAUUUGUCGACACGGAGGAGGUAGGAGACUUGUGAACCCGAGGCAGUGACGAUUUUCAGGUGCAGCUUAAACCAGAUACACAUGGAUGUCAGGAGGAAGAGGCCCAAUGAUGCUGCCCAUUUCAAUCUACUCAGCUUCAGCACCAAAUAGUCACGUCAGCCAGCUGAGCAGGUACCCUAACAGCCACCACAACACGCCUGAAGAGGACGAUGAGACCAUGAGCACGGAGGAGCGAGAAGUCAGCGUUGUUCACAAGGCAGACUCCACCUCUAACCCUGAUGGGCCCCGCCCCCUUCCAGAGCACGCCACCUUCGCUGAUGACUCCCAGUUCAGCAGACAGAGGCUGGACGGAGAGCAGGAACACAAACACAACCACACUCUCCCUCAACCUGGCCCGAGCUACUUCUCAUACCAGCAUCCCCGCAGCUUGCCCGCUGGGUACAGCCAGCCCACUCCAUUCCCCAGCCAGGUCAAUGGCGCGUGGCUCCACCCGAGCUUUGCCAGCAGCUGGUCGGGGUAUCCCAAUAGCCUGCCGUCCUGUCUGAGCUCGAAAGAUUACUCCAGCUGUUCUGGAGAUAGCUGCCUCUCAGGGUGCAAGUCCCUGUCCCUCCCUGGAAGACCCAACACCAGUAUGAGCAGCUUAGAGCAGCCGCUGUCCCUGUGCUCCAACCCGCCUUUGGCCAACUUGUGUCGCCAUACAUUGCCUCCAUACUCGUGCUUGCCCCAGGGAGCUGCCUGCUGUGCGCAGUGCCCUGCAGAGGCCUUCAACGGGGGGCCUGUGGCCAACAAACCACCCUGGCCUCAGUACCACCCAGCUUACGGCCAGUACUAUCUUGGUGACAGCAGACUUCCUGGAGCUCCAUACACACAAAUUGGCCACAACGCUCCAGCUAAAGAGAAGCACCCUCCUUAUAGCACACCGCUCUCUCUGGAGCAGAGGAGGGUCUUUGUCACUUACGAAGCAGACAACGACAAGCAUGUCAAUGAAAUCAUCAACUUUGUUGCGUUGCUGCGACACAACGGCUUUGAUACGCAUAUUGAUAUUUUUGAGCAGCAGUUCAGGAGUAUAAGCAAGAUAGACUUCAUGGAGCGGUACCUCAGUGAGAAAGAGUACCUGAUCAUCAUCAUCAUCAGUCCCAAGUACUACGAGACAGUGACAGCCUCACCUUUUGGCCUGGAGAAUGACGAGAGGACCUUCAACACUGUCUACAUACAUAAACAGCUCCAGAAUGAAUUCAUCCAGAAUGGAAGCAAGAAUUUCAGGUUUAUUCCCAUUGUAUUCCCCGGGGCUAAAAAGUGUCACGUCCCUAACUGGCUUCAAAACACACACGUUUACGGAUGGCCACGCGAUCGGGAUGACAUUCUGCGGCGGCUGAUGAGGGUCGAGAAGUACAAUCCACCUCCUAUUGGGGAACUACCGACUAUCGUCUCCAUCCCCAUAUAGAGACCUCUGACCUGAAGACAGACUGGACUGAAAUCUUUGAAAAAAAACUUGCUUUCUGGAGAACUACUGCUCAUUGUUGAGGUGAACAGGCAUACAUAUGCAGGGUGUUUUAUUUUUACUUGAGCGUAAUUUGUUGUGAUGUUAAGGGUGCUGUGUGAACUUUUCUCCUGGGAUAUGUUGCAUGAGUGUAAUUAGUUCCUUUAAAUUCCACAUAAUGCACAGAAAAGUGCCGGUGUUGAUGUGAAAUGGAGGCAUCCAGACAAGCGUUUUGGUCUCUGCAGCUUGUGAAUGUGCACCACGCAUGCAUGUUUUUACCUCGACCUCUCUAUGUUCCACCUGCUACAACGCCACGAGUGAUGUUUACCUGUGCUACAGCGAGUUAAUUACUUUUACAGCCUGAUAAGUACAAUGUUGGAUGAAUUUGGAGUUGGAUGAGAUGGAUUUUUUUCAGCAUUAUUUGAAAUGUAUUUCUUCACAAGGUGUUUUUACUGGUAAACAAGGCGCUGACUUUUUGAAUGCUUAAAGAGCCAUGUUGUUUUUGCACAUUUUAGCCCUUUUACUACAAAUCACAACCCGCUGAUUUACCACGAGAGCAGUGGUGAUGUUAACCGUCAGAUUUCCUAAUUUAAGUUUAUGGUCUCUGCAAGUUUUCAUAGCGUGCUGAAACUAAUGAAACCACUGAAACCUAGAACACGUGGUUAUGUGUGUUAUGUAAUCAUUAUAAUCACAAAAACAUUAUUUGCGCAAAAAAAAAAAAAAGAGGGCUAGAACAUGCAAAAACAGGUAUUUUGGUCAAUUACUUACACUGUCGAACACCACAGCCAGAAGUUGAUGGUACAGACAUUUUUAAUUUUGUGUCUGCACUGGAACCAUUCUCGGUGGAUUAAUUGUUAAACUAAAAAUGUUAUAUUAAUUAAAACUGUAGAACUGCAUGGUCUGUUUGGUGGUGAUGGUGUGUUGGCCUGCAUCACAAGCUUGUCCCUACACUGACGUCUCCUCUGGAAAACACUCAGUGUUUUUGAAGCUUGCCCCAAACAUGAAUGUUACCCACAGACAAGCAGAGACCUGGGACUGGUUUGCCUGCAGGGUUAUAUGGGCAUUUUUCAAAUAGUGACAUGCAUUUUUCUGUUUGGGAAUGAGACAUGAUUAAUUACAGAGCUAUCAGCACACUGCUGCGUUUGAGUUUGUACUCCCUCAGAGAUCCAGCCGAGCUGCUCGCCUCAUUUCACUCUGGAGGAAUUCAGCCUGAGAGCAGAGUAGUAGAGCUACAGUAGAGUAACAUUCUGCUUCUCCCCAGCUUGUGUGGAAAGGCUCAAACAGGAUGUCGUAUCACGAUAACUAGCUGACACAGCUGCGUGCCUGGUGUGCGGUAGGGCUUCUUAAGAAUCUGCAGGUUUAUAGACUCAAAUGGGUCAUCACAACCUGCUUGCGGUUAGAGAAAAAUCGUGCAAAACUGUGACACAUUUAAAGAAAAUGUUUGUGUUCGCAGAAUAUUUCUUCAUCCCAGGUUGAGGUUAAAUAAAACCUGUUUCUUACCUGCAUCUGACACAACUGAUUAAAAAGCCGAGCGUCAAGACGUGGUUUAAUGGAUUUAUCUUCACAAGAGGUAACACUGCAGAUGUUCAUACAGACAUCAUAAAAAAAAUCUGAAUACAGUGUUUCAUAUAUUCAUCCAUAUAUUGAAAAGUACAUGAAAUAAUAAUUUUAAUAACAUAACAAAAGGACAAUGACAUCUGUAAUAAAAGUGGAUUACAAAGUGACAUUUGAUGUAAAUAACUUUUAAGAAUUAGGUAACAGAAAACAAAAUCAGAAAAUAGUUCCAUUUAACUGUAUGUAAAAACAUUGAAGUGCUAUUUGUUCAAAGCUACAAAAUACACUUAAAAAGCAGGAAGCGUUUUUAUUAAUUUCCUUCAAGGAAAAGUACUAUAAAAUAAGUUACAGUACAGUGAAUUUGUCCAAACUGACUUUUGUUCCCGUCUUCCAGCCUUUUUUAAGCACAAACCACAGAAGAAACUCAUACAGGAGUAAAGAGAUAGUUUCCUUAUGAGAGGCGUCUUCCCCAGAAAGGAAAUGAACAGCCUUGCCGUUGUCGAUAACUGUGUCAAGUGUGUUCAUGUUUAUAAUAGCCGCACAAACACUUCUGAAAAUGCGAAACCUUCUAAUCUUCAACAUCAUUUGCGUGUCACCCUGCCCGCGUCCGUGGUAGAAAUAACUUCAUGAGCUCAGAAAAUUUGACAAAUACUUCAUGUUUAGUCACAGAACACAGAGGCAAGCUCUCAUACAUCGUCAGCUGGCAAAGGAGGUAUGUUGAACCUUGGUCUAGUGAAAAAAGCCAUCUUCUCUCUGCAGACAAAGAAAACAAAACUUAUUUUCACACACAUUCUGAUUUAUUUUGUAAAAUGAAAGCCUGUUAUCCAGGACUGGUACGCAAAAUAAGGAUUGCUAAAUGUCUGAGAUGCCAAGAUCUCCACCUCCUGUUGACCAAAAUGAUUUCAUGACUACAAUCCUCUGUUGAAAACCUUGUUCUUCUUAAUGUAUAGUGGAUUUAAGGACACAAUAAAAUAAUAAAUACAUUUUCCAGCUUCUAA
Siniperca chuatsi (mandarin fish) is the source of this 4203-nucleotide messenger RNA. It is a transcript of the gene traf3ip2l, whose product is annotated as TRAF3 interacting protein 2-like. The coding region runs from base 257 to 1615 and encodes 452 amino acids. Gene Ontology annotation, biological process: humoral immune response; positive regulation of canonical NF-kappaB signal transduction. NCBI's taxonomy places the organism in Eukaryota, Metazoa, Chordata, Actinopteri, Centrarchiformes, Sinipercidae. The record is from RefSeq and is a predicted model, not a curated record. The transcript is spliced from 10 exons.